Molecule: messenger RNA, 237 nt
Organism: Dibothriocephalus latus
Lineage: Eukaryota; Metazoa; Platyhelminthes; Cestoda; Diphyllobothriidea; Diphyllobothriidae
Source: the annotation of a GenBank genome assembly
ACUGGCAUAGUCCCCAUUGUCUAUGGACCACCAAAGGAGGAGUAUGAAGUUCUAACCCCACCAAACUCCUUCAUUCACGUGGACGACUUUGCUACAGUGAAGGAGCUUGUUGGUUAUUUGGAGUACCUGGAUCAGAAUGACACCGCUUAUGCAACUUACUUCGCUUGGAAGGAAUACGGAAAAAUUCUGGGUAGUCCUUGUUCCCACAAUUUUCCUGUUUUAUUCUUCUCCUGCUAG